This is a messenger RNA of Magnolia sinica, 2886 nucleotides long. Its product is annotated as glyoxysomal processing protease, glyoxysomal. The record is from RefSeq and is a predicted model, not a curated record. Gene Ontology annotation, cellular component: peroxisome. The coding region runs from base 253 to 2586 and encodes 777 amino acids. The transcript has 16 exons. Lineage: Eukaryota; Viridiplantae; Streptophyta; Magnoliopsida; Magnoliales; Magnoliaceae. Gene Ontology annotation, biological process: protein processing. Gene Ontology annotation, molecular function: serine-type endopeptidase activity.
CGGUCGGUGUUCAAUUUACAUUAUUUCGUAUGAUGUGGUCCACUUUAAUUUUGGGCUGAUGCCCUAGAAGAAGCUGGUAAAACGGAUGGACGGAGAGGAUAAGCCGCAAACAUUCCAGUGGGCCGCCGAAAGAGUUUACUUCAGUAGGCAACCUGGGGCAUCAGGACCGUACUCAUGUCGUGAUGCAGUAGGACACUAUAAAUAUUCAUCCGAAUACAUCCUCCAUUUCUCUGCUCCAUCUCUCUCUGAAAGAUGGAGUUGCCGGAAAUAGUCGAAGUUGCUCGUAACUUCGCCGUUAUGGUCCGAAUACAAGGCCCUGACCCCAAGGGUCUAAAGAUGCGGAGAUAUGCUUUCCACCACCAUGAGUCUGGAAAGACGACCCUUUCUGCAUCUGGGCUGUUGCUGCUGGAUUCCUUGAUCAACUCUCCUAUACUGGAGCGCCUGUUUGGGCACUACUUGCAGCAACAUUCAUCUGUGUCAGCUCUAGUUGUGACUACCGCAUCUGUUGUGGAGCCUUUUCUCCCUGUGCACUAUCGAGAUAAUCCAUCACAGGUUCUCCCCAAAUUGAUUCCCGGUGCCCAAAUUGAUGUUCUGGUAGAGAGAGAUAAUAGAAUAGGAGAGAAGCUAAAUGCGUCAGAUGACAAAACUCCCCAUGGGCUCCCAGCACAACUUCUAGCAUUGGUUGAUGUUCCUGCAUCUUCCCUUGCUCUUCAGUCACUGUUGGAAGCUCAUGGUGGUUCACCUGAGCAUGGUUCAUGGGAGGUGGGUUGGUCCUUGGCCCCAUUAAGUGAUAGUCCGUCCAUUACGGGUGCUCUUCAAACAAAGUUGUGUCUCAUAUCUAUGGGAUCCAAACUGUCCAAAGGAAGCGCCGCCAUGCGAAAGGUUGAAAGCAACAACAGAUCUUCGGUUGAAAGUCAGAGGUGUUCUUCACUGGAUGAAUCAGGCAGUCCCGGGCUUGUGGCAAUGUCAGCCACUAGAAUUGCUUUUCUUGGAGUUCCUGCACUAAAUUUGAAGGAUCUUCCAAAUAUAACUGUUUCACAAGCAAAUAAGAGAGGUGAUCUGCUUGUAGUAAUGGGUUCUCCAUUUGGUAUUCUGUCGCCAUUGCACUUCUUUAACAGUAUAUCUGUUGGAGCUGUCUCAAACUGCUGCCCUCCAGGUUCUCCUGACAGUUCGUUGCUAUUGUCAGAUGUUCGGUGCCUCCCUGGAAUGGAAGGUGGGCCUGUUUUCGGAAAGCAUGCUCAUCUCAUAGGUAUAUUGACCAGACCCAUAAGACAGAAAGCUAGCGGUGCAGAAAUUCAGCUUGUGGUCACGUGGGAUGCCAUAUCAACUGCUUGGAGCGAUGGGCCGCAGAAAGUACUUAAAAGGACCGUGGGAAAUCUGGAUGGCUAUGAUAUAAAGAGGGCAUGGUCAUACAACAAAACUGAUUUCCAUGGAUCCUUCAAUUAUACACGGGAACCUCCUAAGACCCAUUGCUCCCCUCCCUUUCCAUUUGAGAAAGCUCUGCCUUCUAUAGUUCUUGUCACGGUAGGUGAUGGAGCAUGGGCUUCGGGUAUUGUACUCAACAAUCGUGGCUUAAUACUCACAAAUGCUCACCUUCUGGAGCCAUGGAGAUUUGGCAAAACACAUCUUGGAAUGGAUGAAACCACAUUCCUGGCCAUGUCUACCCGCUCCGUAUGUGAACAAGAGAGAAGUGAUGGCCGAAAGGGGAGACAGUGGUCUUCUCCAUCUUUGGUGAAGACUUCGGAUGCUUCUGUGGGGGAUGACCACAUGGCAUCUACAUUGGAUUCAAUUAAGAAAAGUUAUAAAAGAUUGCGUGUUCGUCUAGAUCAUAUGGAGCCCCGGGUUUGGUGUGAUGCUAGAGCUGUGUAUGUUUCAAAGGGACCUUUGGACAUUGCAUUGCUGCAACUCGAGUCUGUUCCAAAUCAACUCUGCCCAAUCGCUCCACAUUUUGUAUGUCCAUCUCCAGGGUCAAAGGCGUUUGUCAUUGGACAUGGUCUCUUUGGACCACGGUCAGAUCUCUGUCCAUCUGUUUGCUCCGGAGUAGUAGCAAAGGUGGUUGAAAUGGAGAGGCCCCUCCACCUCUAUGGUUUGGGUGUACUGGAUACUGAAGAAAGAUACUUACCAGCAAUGCUUGAAACUACAGCUGCUGUGCAUCCAGGCGCUAGUGGCGGUGCAGUGGUAAAUUCAGAUGGUCAUAUGAUAGGACUGGUCACCAGCAAUGCGAAGCAUGGUGGAGGAACUAUCAUACCGCAUCUCAACUUCAGCAUACCAUGUGCAGCUCUAAGGCCAAUUUUCAAUUUCUCAAGAGACAUGCGGGAUGUGUCGAUCUUACAAGCGAUGGACAAGCCAAACGAACUCCUCUCUUCUGUGUGGGCGUUGAUGCCACCACCGCCAUCUCAAAGGCCGGCACCCUUCCCUAGCCUGCCAAAAUCUCUCAUGGAGAAGAUUAACAAAGGGAAAGGAUCUAGCUUUGCUAAAUUCCUUGCUGAAAAUCGUGCUGAGACGUCACUUGGGGAGCAACCUCCGAGCGUGGAUCAGCCUAUCAAAGAAGAGUUCCUUACUAAGAUCCUUCCAAGCAAAAUCUAACCACAAUAAAAGAGCAAAAAGGGAGUGGCAGAACAAUGGAUGAAACCUUGUACCACAUAUCUUCAGAUUAGAAAUAACAAAUUGGAAAGUGAUGCUGCUUUAUGCUCGUGUUGGCCCGAAUCAGUCAUUUGCGGUUGGCUUUUAAGAUCCCCCCUCCCCUCCUUUUUUAGUUCCUAACCAAAUAAAAAUUCACUGGACCCAGUAAUUAAAAAAUUCGGGUGUCGUCACUAACACACCACGGGCGGAGGCAAUCCCUCUAUACCGCUUAUUUUUCUCCUUCUACAAAUCAUGUUUAUCCAA